Paramormyrops kingsleyae is the source of this 745-nucleotide messenger RNA. NCBI's taxonomy places the organism in Eukaryota, Metazoa, Chordata, Actinopteri, Osteoglossiformes, Mormyridae. The record is from RefSeq and is a predicted model, not a curated record.
CAGCUGACGCUGGACCCCAACACAGCAAACAGACACCUGUCUCUGUCAGAGGGGAACAGGAAGGUGACACGGGGGGCAGAGCAGCCAUAUCCUGAUCAUCCAGAGAGAUUUGACUGCUGCCCCCAAGUUCUGUGCAGAGAGAGUCUGACUGGUCGCUGUUACUGGGAGGCUGAGUGGAGUGGAAAUGGAGCCUGGAUAGGAGUGACUUAUAAAGGAAUCGGGAGGAAAGGAAACAGUGCUGACUGUUGGCUUGGAUACAUUGACAAGUCAUGGAUGCUGUUGUUCUCUCCUGACAGUUACUCUGUCCGGCACAAUAAUAAAUGGACUGUCAUACCCAUAAAACCCUCAGACUCCCGCAGAGUAGGAGUGUAUCUGGACUGGGCGGCUGGUACUUUGUCCUUCUACAGAGUCUCCUCUGAUGGACUGACCCUCCUGUACAGCUUCACCUCCUCAUUCACUGAACCCCUCUGUCCAGGGUUUUGGGUUUAUACAAACACCUCCGUGUCUCUGUGCAUGCUGGGAUAGCUCACUGUGUGCUGGAGGAAUCAUUUUUACCUUAUCAGAGUGUCACAUGUCGCUGCUUCUCCGUGGCAAAAAGGUAAAAUCUGCUUUUUAACCAGUAUAACCCUUUUUACUCUGUCUGAAGUGUGACAUACAUUAGAUUAAAAUAAACGACUGGGUUCGGCAAGCUGCACAAACGUAAAAUAAGUGUAUUUGUUUCUGAUUAAAAUGUAAUGAAAUGUAA